Octopus sinensis (East Asian common octopus) is the source of this 1057-nucleotide messenger RNA. RefSeq lists its product as uncharacterized. The transcript is spliced from 4 exons. Lineage: Eukaryota; Metazoa; Mollusca; Cephalopoda; Octopoda; Octopodidae. The record is from RefSeq and is a predicted model, not a curated record. The coding region runs from base 121 to 747 and encodes 208 amino acids.
UCAACCAACAGAACCGUGCCUAACUUCCUCUAUAAAUCUUGUUUCUAUUUGUUUAUCUGUCAAACGAAAGAGCUAGUAUUUCAGUGCAUCCGUAUAUUUUCGUUGAACACUCGACCGAAUAUGUCGAGGUUUUCAUCACUGUGUAUAGUUCUCGUUGCUUUUUAUGUUGUUGCGGCGACUUCAGAAAUAGAUAAUGACGAACUACGAAAUGAUGCUUCCAUUCCUAUCUCAAAGACGAAGGGUAACGCCUCUUCGAUCAUCCGACCAAUACAGAAGGACGACAGGCUAAUGAAUGGUGCUGAAGUUGAUAGAUCGAUUAUAACAAUGGAUCAAAGCGUAGAGGAAAUUAGAAUAAUAAAUAGUUUACCAAAGGCUGAAAUAUUGAAGAAUGUAGGAUCUAUGUUCUGCAAUGGGACCGGAAACCAUUAUACUUGUUACCAAGUAACUGGUAUAAGAUCUGUGGGAAUAUACUUUGCUUUCGAUAUCCAUAUCGGAAAAGAAUAUUUCCAACUGUUAGUGACAGUCAAUGGGAAACAACAAAAAAUAAGACUGUGGAAUAGAAAAAUGUCAAAUUUCCAAGUGAAGAUUAAACGCCUACCGAUAUUACAUGUCUGUUUCUUUGCCGUGAGGUUUAAAACACAUUAUAGGCAGUGGUGCGUUAUUGUUACAACGUACAUGAAUAAAAGGACGUAUGUGAGAGAGCUCGGUUGUUUCCGAAAUCAUGACCAUGAGCCUCCAAGACAAUGAUGACGAGGGCAAAGACAAUGAUGACGCUGUUGGUGAUGAUGAUGAUGUACUACUACUACUACUACUGCUACUACUACUGCUACUACUACUACUACUACUACUACUACUACUACUACUACUACUACUACUACUACUACUACUACUACUACUACUACUUCUACUGUUAGGCGGUGAGCUGGCAGAAACGUAUGUUAAUAUCACAAAAUGAUAUUAACAUAAAUGCAUGCACGUUACCUUUUAAUAUAUGUUAAUAUAAACAAUAAACAUACGUUGUAAAUAUUUUCAUGAAUAAAAUGUUAUUAUAUGUUAA